Molecule: messenger RNA, 555 nt
Organism: Ambispora leptoticha
Lineage: Eukaryota; Fungi; Glomeromycota; Glomeromycetes; Archaeosporales; Ambisporaceae
Source: the annotation of a GenBank genome assembly
AUGUCUUCUCAACAACCUAAAAUUUUAGAAAAAAUUUUUCAUCAUGUUUUACAAAUGGAAGGAUUUACAAAUUUAUGGAUCUUAAGAAGAACUUGUCGUAUAUGGAAUACAACUAUCGUUGAACUUGUACUUCAAGAAUUAAGAAAUGAUUUCAGUUUUGAAUUGUCCAUUAGUGAUCAAUAUAACAAAUCAAAUACCUAUUCUCUGGAAGUUGAAAAACUUAAUCAAGAUGGCUUUUUCUUAUUUACCAACCAUGGUAUUCUUCUUCCUGAUGUUGCAUUUUGUACCUUGGAAAUUAAAAACAUCGAAAUUCAAUCUUCUUAUAUUAAACAUUUAUUUAUUGAUUGGAAAGUUAAAGAAAUACGUCUUCAACAAGCUUUUGAAACCAGUACAAUUUUAGUUUCUUCAAAUGAAAGUGAUUCAAAAAAAGGAUUAGAAAUUACAUUAGAUCCAGCAGAAUUAUUUAUAAUAAUUGAAGAAAUUAAUGAACAAGUUAAUAUUGAAAAUGAAAAUAUUAUUGAAAAUAAUAACAUACAAGAGAUAUUUAUAUUAUAA